AUGGCUUCAAAUUUAACAUCCGUUCCUUUGGAGGCUCGCUCAUUACUGGUUCUUGAUUCCAAUGGUGAAUCGUUCUUAUUUUCUAGUUUGUUCAUAAGUGAAGAUGGCCGUGAUCAACAAACUCUUGUUAUAUUUAUUCGGCAUUUCUUCUGCGGAAGCUGCAAAGAGUACAUAUCUACAAUAUCAUCACCAGAUAAUGGUAUUACUCCCCAGGAACUUGAAAAAUCCAACAAACGUCUGAUCAUUGUCGGUUGCGGUCAGCCAAAUCUUAUUAAACAAUAUGUUAAAGAUACGAAUUGUCCAUUUCCAAUGUACGCAGAUCCUACACAGAAAUUAUACGAUGCAUUGGGUAUGAUUCGCACGUUGAGUUUAGCCGAGAAGAAACCGGACUAUAUCAAAUCAUCCUUUUUGGUUAAUGUUGCUAAAUCCGCUGUCUGUCAGUUUUCCUCAGGAACGGCAAUGUUUCAAGGUGGUGAUAUUCGUCAAGUUGGUGGAGAAUAUUUAUUUAAUCAAAAAGGAGAUAUUCUCUGGUCGCAUAACAUGAAGAAUACUCAAGAUCAUGUUGAAGUUAUAGAACUACAUAACUGCGUGUGCCAUUUGCUCAUCAUGGCUGCUGAUUCAACAUACAUGGCUGAAUCAGUCAAAUCCUAUCCAUUCUCAAUGUCAGAUAGAUCCGCAUUAAAUAAAGAAGAAAUUAUCGUUAAAGAUGAUGAAUUAACAUGCGAAGAACAUUGUCAUAACGUAAGUCUCUGGUGCUAUAAUCCCAAAUAUCGCGAAAUUUGCGGACGGGAUGGUUUAUCAUGGGCGAGAAUUGCUCUGUUCUACUUCAUAUGGCUUAUGUUUAUGGCUGGUGUUUUUGCAUCAUUCGUCGGGAUAUUCAUGGCAAUUGUCGAUAAACGCAUUCCACCCUAUCGAGGAAAUUCGAAUGCAAUCGCUCUAGAUAUAUCACGACCGAAUCCAGGUCUCGGGUUUCGUCCUCAAAUCGGCGUACAAAAAACUUUGAUUAAAUUCCGUUCAUCUCAUCGUGAUUCGUGGGGAUAUCGUCACGGAUGGGGUCCAUAUAAAGAUCAAUUAGAUCAAUUCUUAGCUUACUACACAGAAGCAGAUGUUCAAUAUCAGCAAACGAUUGAUUGCAAGGGGCAGUCGAUCGAUAGUCUCCGUCCAUUAUUUCGAAUCGGAAAAUCAUGUCGAUUCGAUAUAAAUAUGUUCAAUGAACGUCGUACGCCAUGCACAACGCAACGAAACUUUGAGUAUGACCGUGGUCAUCCAUGUGUUCUAUUGAAACUGAAUAAAAUCUACGAUUGGGAACCUGUCACAUAUAAAAAUGCUGCUGAAGUACCGGAACAAUUCAAAGCCAUAUGGUCGAGUGAAAUGUCUAAUUACGUUUUGGUUGAAUGUGGUGGAGAAAAUGAUGUUGAUCGCGACUUCAUCUUCGAAAUUGAAUACUAUUCAGAAAUGAACACCACAAGAAUCGGUGGUUUUCAUCGUAAUUUUUAUCCGUAUCUCAAUCAAGAUGGUUACCGAAGUCCGUUAGUUUUUGUGUACUUCAAAAAGAUUGAAACCAAUGUUUUAAUCAAUGUGGAAUGUCGUGCCUAUGCACGAAAUAUUAUUAAUGAUGAUAGUAUUGAGUACAAACGUGGUAGUGUUCAUUUCGAGCUUAUCGUAGAAUGA
Molecule: messenger RNA, 1671 nt
Organism: Adineta ricciae
Lineage: Eukaryota; Metazoa; Rotifera; Eurotatoria; Adinetida; Adinetidae
Source: the annotation of a GenBank genome assembly